UAACCAGUCUCUGUCCGCUGCUGCAUUAGGAAAAUUAUCAACCAACUUUCAGCCCUUCGCACGCCUUUGCCUACGCCCUUGUGCAACCACGUCGCGAAACCGAAAUAAAUACAUGCGCUAAUAUAGAUAACCCAACACGGAUCAACAUCAACCACAAAAAAAUAACAACACCAAGAAACUCACCAACAACCUCACCGUCUAACAAACCCAAUUGCCUCCCCAAGAUGUCCGUAACAGUCGAACACUACAACCCCGCCUGGCCCACACAAUUCCAAACCAUAAAAACCCGCCUCGAAACCUUCCUCACCAACGUCCCGGUCCUCUCCAUCGAGCACGUCGGCAGCACCUCCGUCCCAGGCCUCGCCGCAAAACCCACCAUCGACAUCGACAUCAUCGUAGCCCGCGAAAACGUGCGCGCCGCCAUUGACAGCCUCGUCGCCAACGGCAACUUCACCGACGUCGGCGAGCUCGGCAUCGUCGACCGCCACGUGAUGCGCGACCCGGAGCAGGACCCCCGCCGCAACAUCUACGUCUGCGUCGACGGCGCGUUCUCCCUGCGGAACCACCUGAGCGUACGCGACACGCUGCGCGGGAACCCAGAGCUGCGGGACGAGUACGCGCGCGUGAAGCUGGAGCUCGCGGCAAGGGACACGAAUAUCGUGGACUAUGUCGAGGCGAAGGGGGAUGUCGUGCAGAAGAUCCUGAGGGUCGCAGGCUUGCUGAGCGAGGAGGAGCUUGCGGCGAUAAGGGCGGCGAAUUUCAAGGGGGAGAGGUUCGGGGCGUUGAAGACGGAGAGGUUGACGCUGAGGGAGUUUAUCCUGGGGGAUGCGGAGGGGUUUUAUAGGUUGGAGUCGAUUCCGGAGGUCGUGAGGUAUCAGAACUACGGGCCGAGGACGAGGGAGGAGGCUCAUAAGAGCGUGGUGAGCAUCUUGCAGAACUCGACGGCGAAGCCUAGGAAGCAUGUAGAGUUGGCGGUCGACUUUGAGGGUAGGUUGGUAGGGAGAGUGGGUGCGUUGAUAGCGAAAGAGGAUGAGGCGAAGGCGGGGGUUCAGGAUCCCCCGAAGGCGUCGUUGUUCUUUUCUUUCUUGCCUGAGGUGCAGGGCAAAGGUCUCGCGACUGAGGCCAUGCGUGCAUUCAUCCCAUUGCUGGGGAGUCCGUUGAAACUGGAAAUUGAGUGCGAUCCCAGGAACGAGGGGAGUUGGAAGAUGGCCGAGCGAUUGGGAUUCAAGAAGACGUAUGAAGCAGAAAAGGUGUACGAAAGCAAAGGAGAAUGGGUCGAUUCUGUUGAAUAUUCGAAGUUGGUUUAGAUUCUAUUCAGAUGAAGCGGUAAGCAUAGAACAACAACACUACACAGCGGUGAGCUACU
This is a messenger RNA of Aaosphaeria arxii CBS 175.79, 1366 nucleotides long. Its product is annotated as acyl-CoA N-acyltransferase. The coding region runs from base 225 to 1307 and encodes 360 amino acids. The record is from RefSeq and is a predicted model, not a curated record. NCBI's taxonomy places the organism in Eukaryota, Fungi, Ascomycota, Dothideomycetes, Pleosporales. Gene Ontology annotation, molecular function: acyltransferase activity, transferring groups other than amino-acyl groups. The transcript has a single exon.